Messenger RNA from Durusdinium trenchii, 4947 nucleotides. The record is from the annotation of a GenBank genome assembly. NCBI's taxonomy places the organism in Eukaryota, Dinophyceae, Suessiales, Symbiodiniaceae.
AUGGACCAGGCUAAGCUGCGCCUGCCACGGCGCGGCUACAGGCAGUCAUCCAAGGCAUGGUCAAAAAUCUUUCGACCUGCUUGCCACCUCGUUGGAACGUUCAUCCACGGCUUUCGGUUGAAUCUGAAUUUGUCUGACGAAGAUCAGAAAAAAAACUCAGAGACUUCCAUUGAGCUUGUCGCCAGGGCGUUGAGUGAAGUUGUGGAGAUGUUUGGCAGCUUGCCGUACCACAUCCACUUGCAACAGGACAACUGUUACAGAGAAGGUAAAAACACUUACAUGUUGAACUUUAUCCUGCUUCUGAAGGUGCUGGGUGUGUGUGGCUAUGCCUCGCUCGGCUUUUGCCGAGUGGGGCAUAGCCACGAAGAUAUAGACCAGUGUUUUGGUCAGAUUUCCAGACUGCUGAUGGGCAAGUCCAUGGACACUCCAGAGGAAGUGCUCGCAAUCCUUGCAGAAGCUACAGGUUCUGGGAACCCAACUGAUACCACAGGCCGCCGCAUUCGCGGUUCUCAGGCCGCGGUUUCCAAAUUGGACGAAGUGUGCUGUUGGAAAAAAUUUGUGCAGCAAACGGGUGUGCGCUUCAAAGGUAUCAGGCGUGUUCACCAUUUUCGGUUUGCUUCGAGGAAAGACUUGGGACCUGUUUUGGACCACAUUCGUGAGCUGGAGGACUUUGGCCGCUCCUUGGUUCCCCAUGAAGAUGACAUAUUUUUGCUUACCAAGCGCUACAUGGGCGACACCGAAGUCCAACGGGCAAUAGCAAUUAUGCCAGCUGCCAGGGCAGCUGAAAUCCGAGCAGGUUUUCAACCACCUUCUGGUGUGGCUGCCCGCCGAGCGAUUGGCGAGCAACUCAAGAGAAACAUUCGCAAGUAUGUGCCUCCCGUGCGCAAAAGUGGAGAACUGUCACAAGCUGGAGCAGAUUAUUUGUUGCAAUGGAGCAGUGGCCAGUUGAAACCAAUCCGGAGACCACUGCAUUAUCCUGUUUUUGAUUACCGCCAUUCUGCAGAGUUGCGUGCUGCCCGUCAUAUCAAAGAGUUCGUGGUGGAGUUCUUAUACCAGGACAAGUUCGCAAACGUUCGGGAAAGGCUUCGGGAGACAGUGCUGAGCGCAGGCACUCUGAAGGCAGAAGUGAUCUUCAUGGCGGAGAAGAACAAGCGAAAGGCUGAGUACCUCAAGUCCAGGUUCCCCAAAGUUAAGGCUAUCUUUGACGAUUGCUCGCAACUCUGCAAGCCGCAUGCUUGUACUGUUGAUGGUGGCAGUUCGCGAGUUCCGGAGGUGGACAUCCUGGUGGCCGGAUUCCCGUGUGUGAGCAUUUCGUUGCUCACCACUACACCGGGCAGCAUCGUGGACCAAACAUGUCAGUCCGGUCGAGGAUACAUUGCAGUGGAGAAUUACAUCAAGAAGUUUUCCAUCAUCAAAAAGCGGUUGGCCAAGCUUGGAUAUGUAGUGCAUGGCGAUGAGUAUAAUGCUGCAGAUUACGGGCUACCCCAACAGCGUCGUCGUGCUUGGAUCAUCGUUAUCAAACAGACUCAGCUUCGCACCAAUGAAGCACAACUUGCUGACGACAUGGAUUUGUUUCGGUGCGCAUGUCCCCCGCUCUCCACGUGUGUCUUUUCUCAUCAAUCAGAUGCAGCAGCGGGUGGCAAAAGGGGACACCUACUUGCCCGACCGAACUCCAAAGGUGAACAGGCUAAGUGUCAUGCACUUUGUCAGGCAAACCUGGAUCGAUUGGUGGCGCAGUUGAAGCCCUUAGCGCGGUCCUGCAGCUUGCGGGAACUAGCAAUUCUGGCCACUGCCAUCUAUGAGCUUCGCGAGAAGAAACAGGUGGGUGAGAUCUUGGGCGUGCGGUUGGAUGAGGAAGCUAUGAAUGAUGAUUCGGAAUGGCACCAAGCUCAGUUCCUCUUCGACGAUGGUGGUAUGAGAGGAUUAGCAGCGGCCUUGGUGUGGUGUGGCAUUGUGUACUUCCUUCCAGAGCAACCUGAAGGCUGUUCUGAAUCCAUCGCUGCUCUGGCCAAAUCACUUCUUGAAGUACCCGCUUUCUUCAAACACCAGCCAGGGGACCCGGGCCGUGCGAUGAUUGGUCGAAUCAUUCGCCAGAAUGUCGAAUCAAAAAAGCUUCCAGUGUCGAGCUACGAAUGGAGUCAGAUCCUGUCCUCUCUGAAAAGCAAUUCCUCUGUUGAGAUGACUGUCCAAGAUGCCAUCGAAUGCUACAAUGAACACCCUGAGACAGACCGGAGCGGUAGUGGAGCGCUGAUCAUUGACUCCAAGAAACAAUAUGGAAUCACUCAUUGGUUUCAAAUGACCUGCAAAGCAGCACAUGAAGAGGUCCAGCGGGCAUUGAAAGAUGCGCCUUUUCAGUACGGCCCCUAUGGAGAGGCCUUGAGCAUCAUGCACUUCCUCUUUUUGACCUCCACUGCAGAUCUUCCGGGUGUACCCGACUCACCCAUGGCACCCGUCAGUGGGGAAGCAAGCAUUUCUCUCGACUGGCAACUGCCAAUGCCGGAAGAAGCCCAAGGGAUGCUUUUUCGCAGAAUCAGGUUGGCCUUCGAGAAAAGCACUGCCAUAGUGCAGAAUGCAGUGGACAGAAAGAAGUACCGCAUGAGCGAGGAGGACUUGCUGGCGCUUCGCAAUGUGCUUUGCCUCUGGUGCCAGGUCAGGGAAUUUUGCAGCACCAGGCUUGACAAGUUUGUAGAGCUGGACCGGGCCAUCCAAUCAGGGCCGACUCGUGAUCAUGAAGUCCGGGCCAUCUUAGAUGCACGACCAAGCUCUUUUGCUGUCAGCAUGCUGCCAUCCCAGAAGGACGAAGCAUGUGAGAAAGCUCGGCUUCAAGAAGAAGGAGCUCUUAUGGAGGUGGAAGCGGAGAGAGUCAAAGUCCGCCAGCAUCGAUGGGCUUUCUUUCAACAAGCUCUUGAGAGAGACCAGGCCAAGCUUCGCCAAAUGGCUGAUGCCCCACAGAAGAUUGCUGCCAUGAAACACAGAAAACAAAUGGCUUGGCGCUUGAGUCAGGCCAAGCAGGGUGAGAAAGCUGUUCGGAGCUACAUGGACAAAUUUUUGCGGUGCCAGACGGUUGCCAAGGUUGAACACGCGCAGCAGAAGAUCAAUGAGUUUCGCAGCUUCGCUCAAUCCUAUGGGAUUCCAGAGGCAGAUGUUUGCAUGAUCUCGAUCGUGGACCUGAAUGUUCCCCAGGCAAAAGCGUCGGAGAAUUUGCAGCAGCUUUGCUCCGCAAUGCAGUUCUGCAAUGAUCUUUCGCCCAGCUGCCAUAUCGGAAUGGUUGAGCUGCCAGAGAUUCCAAAAAAAUCUUCAAGAAGAGGACUAUGUGACGAGGAACGUGAAUUGGAGGAGGCACUUUGGUCCUUGAGGCAGAGCUGCGACUCACGCUGGGUGAUUCCGUUUAACCUCCAUGCUGCCGCUGACGCCCAGUCGAAUCGAAGGCGGUUCAGCAGCGGACGUCUCGUGGCAAACUUUGAGGCAGAGGACAAUUUGUGGCUCACACGAAGUGAGCUAGCUUUGUGUGGACGUCCACUGUCUGAUCUCGAAGUCCAGCUGCCUUUGAGCAAGGAUCUUUUGCUUCCGGAAUCCCUCUCUCCGGAGGAUGACCUGAAGCAGGCAGAGCGCCAAAGACCUUCUGCAGAAGCUUGCUGUGCUCAGAAAGGACAACUUCGUUGGGUUGCCCUGAUCCAGAGCAUGCUGACUUUCAGCGAUGCCAGCCUGAGAGGAAAGCCUGUGAUCAUCCUGAACCUAACGGGGUACGUGGAGGACCUUGGAUGUGCAGUUUUUGACAUGCGGCUGAACAACAAAGAGCUCAAGGGUGGCUUUGAGACAAAGAACUUGCACUACCUCAGCGUUUGGUGGUUAAACAACCAGUCCUUUGGAGCAGCCAGAUUGAUGAGGGAGAUCACAGACGCAUGGAUUGCUCAAAAAUGGGAGAUCGGAGGCAUUCGCUUCUCCAAUGACCCGCCAGAGCUAAGCCAGAUCGAGCUGGAUGCAAUUCCGGGAGCAAAGGGAGCGCUUGGCAGCCUUGACGGAGUGGCAUGGGAAGUGCUCGAACGCAACGGCGACCAAAUGGUCAUUCGAAAGGAUGAGGAUCGCUACUGGUCCAUGCAGGAUGGUUCGAUUGGUGACACCUUUAAGGGACUCAAGGAGAAACACAACGAGCUCAUUGGCAGGACCAAUGUGACUGCAACAAGUUCAGCUGGAGCAGCGCCUGCGUCUGCAACAGCAUCGACUGAGGCUGAAGGCAGUGGCGAUGGAGGUCAACCAACGCCAGCUUCAGCCGUGAUGGUUGAGUCCAUUGCCAAGCUGGAGGAAAUGCAUGGCAUCGAAACCAGAUCUGCCAGCGAGGUUGCCAACACAGAGUUGCUGAUGUGCAAAGAUGGCAGCCUGUGGCUGGUUGCAACCCAGGGUGACAAACUUGUCGCCAAACAUACUGUGCUUGGAGGGUUCGGCACUGGCCAAUGGGUUCCAGAAGCAGAUGCUCCCGACACAUCAGUCAGCUUUGCUAUGCCGUUGGGAGACCAGUCAGUGGUCCAGCUCGACGAGGGAUCCUUUUCCGCACAAGGACAAGGAGUCUCGUCGCUUACCCUAUAUGCACUUCUGCUAAGAGCUGAAAAGGAGAAAGGAAUCAAUGAACACAAGUUGUCCUUCCUGACAGUGGAACGAAAGGGGGACCAGUCUGUGGAGGCAGGGAACGACGCCUUCGACGUGAAAGUGAAAACGGCAAUGUCCUUCAAAUUCGUGAAGGACCCACGUCCAGGCCAAGAAGAUAAAGUCAAUCAGAAGAACUUUUUCUCCAAGGCUGCGGGCUGCACUCGGAACUCUGACCUCAUCGCAGUGGUGAACCGCUUUCGAUUUGAGCGUGUGGGACAGUCUUUUAAGGUGCAGCGCCCAUACUGCCUAGUGCUGAAGGCAAUCCAAUUGAAGAAGGGGCAACCCUACAAACUUACCAAGUGA